AUAAAAUAUUGUAUUUUUUAAGAAACUGUAUGAACAUUGUUUGAACGAAAAUGUUUUAAAACUGUGGACAAAACGAGCUUUUAAAUUAUAGAAAUUAUGACUAAACUCUGUAUUCAACAGAAGUUCAAGCCUUUGUUUGAAGCAUUCUAUUUCGCAACCAUUUUGCACUAGUCUUGAAAUGUUCUGACCACACACAGACUCUCUUUUGUUUUCCAUGCCCAAUAAAUACGGUUUGCAUACAUAUUUACAAAUAUAUGUGUGCACAAUAUCGGUGGUCGCGUGAGCUAGGCUUGUAGCGUGCAAUCCAAAGCGUUUAGUCGAGUUUCUGCAGCGGUUCCAAUUGCAUGGAAACCGGUGAUCGAGCGCGUUCAGUAGUACCAAGCGCUACAAGAGACUUGGAAUUGUAACGUUGUAACGAUCGUGCGACUAACGGCGAACGCGACUGCCAGUCUAGUGGUCGUUUCAUUGGUUGGGCGCUCUAGGGGGUCGCAAUAUUUAGCUAAUUAACGAGCCGAAGGGUCUUUGGCAUGCAUUAUUGAAUUAGCAAUUCAAAUACAUGCAAAUAUGUAAUAUUCUGUAUAUUUACUUAAAAUAUUGUUGGCAAUACAUAAAAUUAAAUGGAGAUGUGAAGAAGUGUAAUUUUUUUUGUUCUGAUUUGUCAGUUUUUUGACAAGUGGAUCGUCCUAUAUGUUUUGAGCCUUCUCCGAACAGCUCUUAAACUAUUUUGAAAGGAAAUAUAAACGGGUGUUCGCACUGGUCCUUACACGCGUCGCAUUCUUUCGAAAAACUUUUUAUAAACCAAUAUUAUAUUAAUAAUAUUUUUUUGGAUUGCUCCACGCUCGCAAUCUCGUGGUUAAAAAUGAGCGCAACAAAUAUUUAUAAUGGACAAUUUUGCGCAUAACUAAAACUUAUUGACAACUAUGUAGUUAAUAUUACAAAUAUUACAUGUAUUAAAAAAUCUAGCAAAGCAAUCUUUACCGGUAUAAAUAAUUGAUUGGAUCAGUUCUUCGCAAGUGGAGUAAAAAGCAGUUUUAGUCAGCGAUUAAUCAAAGCGUAAUUUGCACAACUGUUUGAACCGAAGCGUAAGUCCUUCCAAUAUUUAUAAAGCCCCACCAAUUUUCGUCAGACAUAUUUUCUCUAUUAUGAACUGGAUGGCAUUAAACACUAAAAUCCAACGAACUUGAGCUGGCAUCGUAACUGCCGUAAACUGAUUGUAAAACGUGCAAAAACUGAUUCAUAUUCGUGUAUGUUUAUAUUAAGACAGUGAAAUCAUAGUUAAGAGCAGUAAAAAUAAAUGUGUGCUAAUCAAAUGUUCAAAACAAGCAUGUUUUAAAGGAUUAUAUAUAUUUAAUUAAAAUCAAUAAAAACAAGGAAACUGAGAGCACAGAAAAUUAUUAUUUCUGAAAAUAGUUUAUAAAUGAAAUAUUCAAACAACGAAUCAAAAUAUAAUUUAACUUUACAAUGGCCAUAACCAGCGAGUUCCUGCAUUUAACCAUUGUUGUAUUCCUUCUAAUAGCCACAGCCCAGACAGUCGAAGAAAGCGCCAAAUGGAUCUGCACCUCAACAGAUUUGUGUGUCAUCGAUUCGGCGGCAAAUAUUGGUGAUGCCAAGCGCUUCGAGAGCCAGAAUGAUUGUCGCCUCUCAUGCGGCAGAUAUGGUGCUAUCUGGCCCAUGCCCAAUGGCGACUGCAACUUAUCCAACGAACGCGUGCGUUUCGACCCGUGGAAGGUGAGAUUCAAUGUGGUGGCGCCCGACCCGGCUACCACGCAGUAUUUGCGAGAGUCGAAUCGCAUUUUCGUCAGUAAUAUGCUGAAGGAGUGUCUGCGGAACUGUUCGCUGCCGAAUAGCAAAGAAGUUUACGUAAAGGCUACAGUUAGUUCGAAUAGUUUGGUGUUAGACUGGGGCACGAAUGAGACUUAUCAGCUGAUUUUGCGCACAACAGAGAUGGCUACAUUUGUUGAUAUCAAAGCGCAAACAGUCUACGGGGCUAGGCAUGCGCUGGAAACCUUGAGUAAUCUCAUAACAGGCAGCAAAGAAAAUGGUCUACUGUUGGUGAAAGCUGCUCGAGUUCGCGAUGGACCCAUUUACCCGCAUCGUGGCUUGCUUUUGGACACCGCUCGCAAUUAUAUGCCUUUGCGGGUGAUCAGUCGCGUGCUUGACGGUAUGGCAGCCUCGAAGAUGAAUGUGCUGCACUGGCAUGUGGUCGAUACUCAAAGCUUUCCACUGGAAAUUACGAGAGUUCCCGAAUUACAGCAGUUUGGCGCCUACGGACCCGAUUUGGUUUACAGCCGCGUCGACACUCAAAACAUGGUGCGCUACGCACGCCUGCGCGGCAUACGCAUUAUUAUCGAAAUCGAUGGGCCCUCACAUGCUGGAAAUGGUUGGCAGUGGGGUCCCAUGUCGGGGCUUGGCAACAUGGCGGUCUGUGUCAAUCAACAGCCUUGGCGUUCAUAUUGCAUUGAGCCACCAUGUGGGCAAUUAAAUCCACUCAACGAGAAUAUGUAUAGCAUAAUGAAAGAGAUUUACGAAGAUCUUGCUGAGGUGAAUGCACCCGAGGAGACAAUUCAUAUGGGUGGCGAUGAGGUGUUUAUACCCUGCUGGAAUCGCACAGACGAGAUAACACGUCGCAUGCGCGACACCGGUUAUGAUUUGAGUUUACGCAGCUUUUACAAACUGUGGGCAGAAUUUCAUCAGAAAAACUUGGACUCAUGGGAUAAUGUAACACAGCGACAGUAUGCACGUAAUCCAAUACCCAAAUCGGUAAUACUGUGGUCGAGUCACUUGACAGAUCCCGAUAUUAUAGUCGAGCAUCUACCCAAAGAACGUUACAUCAUACAAACGUGGGUGGAAUCAGAUAAAACACUGAACAACGAUUUGCUGCUAAAGGGUUAUCGCAUUAUAGUGUCUACGAAGGAUGCCUGGUAUUUGGAUCAUGGUUUCUGGGGACGUACGGAGUAUCAUAAUUGGAAGAAGGUGUAUGAUAAUCGCAUGGAAGUGCAUCCACUUGUGUUAGGCGGUGAAGUGUGCAUGUGGAGUGAGUUUGUGGAUCAGAGUUCUGUGGAGGCACGUAUAUGGCCACGCGCUGGUGCUGCAGCAGAACGACUAUGGGCGAAUCCGAAACUAUCGAGCUUGCUGGUGCAGACACGGUUCUUACGUUAUCGCGAACGUCUUUUGUCGCGCGGCAUAAAACCCGACGCUGUCAUACCGAAGUGGUGUGUGCUAAACGAGGGGCAGUGUUUGUAGAUAUUUAUUCAAAUUUAUUCAAUACAAAUAUAAAAUAUUAAAAUAUUGCUA
Bactrocera oleae (olive fruit fly) is the source of this 3294-nucleotide messenger RNA. It is a transcript of the gene Hexo2, whose product is annotated as Hexosaminidase 2. Gene Ontology annotation, cellular component: plasma membrane; lysosome. The record is from RefSeq and is a predicted model, not a curated record. Gene Ontology annotation, biological process: carbohydrate metabolic process; protein deglycosylation; ganglioside catabolic process. Lineage: Eukaryota; Metazoa; Arthropoda; Insecta; Diptera; Tephritidae. Gene Ontology annotation, molecular function: beta-N-acetylglucosaminidase activity.